Messenger RNA from Phyllostomus discolor (pale spear-nosed bat), 2782 nucleotides. It is a transcript of the gene PIRT, whose product is annotated as phosphoinositide interacting regulator of transient receptor potential channels. Lineage: Eukaryota; Metazoa; Chordata; Mammalia; Chiroptera; Phyllostomidae. The transcript is spliced from 2 exons. Gene Ontology annotation, molecular function: phosphatidylinositol bisphosphate binding; transmembrane transporter binding. The record is from RefSeq and is a predicted model, not a curated record. Bases 384 to 794 code for a protein of 136 amino acids. Gene Ontology annotation, biological process: positive regulation of cation channel activity; phosphatidylinositol-mediated signaling.
GCUGAGACAAAGCCACAUUCCUAGUGCCUGUGCCAGCAGCCCGCAAAGGGUUAACCCAUUAGCCCACAUCCUGGUGAGCUCAUCCCUACUGGAGCCUGCUCAGUGGCUGGGAUUCGCAGCACACCAGCUCCAGGACUCUGGCUGGGAUGAAGAACUUGGGCACAAACUCAUUGCUGGCCUCCUCCCCACACAGGCUGUGUGUGAGUCCCAGGUCCCCCACCCUCCCCCGGGACCACAGCACACACCAAAACCCUGAAUAACCCUCCACUGAGCGCUGGCUAGAGACGGAUGCUGGGAGCGGGAAGGGGACCUGAGGAACCCUUUGGCUUGGCUCUUGCUCCUAACUGUUGCGAGUCCCAGGUGUUGGGCCCUGAGGAGCUGUGAUGAUGGAGGCUCUCCCCAAAGCCCCGGACGUUGAUGAGAAGUCUCCAGAAUCCAAGGACCUGCUGCCCAGCCAGACUGCCAGCUCCCUGUGCAUAAGCUCCCGAAGUGAGUCCGUCUGGACCACCGCCCCCAGGAGUAAGUGGGAGAUAUACCGCAAGCCCAUCAUCACCAUGUCCGUGGGGGGCGCCAUCCUCCUCUUCGGCGUGGUCAUCACCUGCUUGGCCUAUACCCUGAACCUGGUUGAAAAGUACCUGACAGCCCUUAAGAUGAUAGGGCCUGCCUUCCUGUCCCUGGGACUCAUGAUGCUGGUGUGCGGGCUGGUGUGGGUGCCCAUUAUCAAAAAGAAACAGAAGCAGAGACAGAAGUCUAUGUUCUUCCAGAGCCUCAAGUCCUUCUUCUUAAAUCGCUGAUGAUGACCUCCCCUUCUGUCCUCCUUAUCACCUCGCCACCUCCACCCAGAGAAGGAGGCCUGAUGACCAACAUCCAACACCGCAUCUCCUUGGUGGUGGGCUUUGCCAUAAAAAUAAUCCAGGCGACUGCCCUCCUGGAUCUGGGGGAAAGAGAGAGCUCAGGGCUCCCAUUCUGUAUAGCUGGGGCAUAUUGCUGGACGAAUCCCAUUCAGUGUCUGAUAUUACUGAGACUUCCCUUGGACCCUGCCUGCCGCCAUCCCUUUCACGGCCCCCACGCCCUGCCAUUCAUUCAGGAGUCACUUAUCUAGCUCUCUCUGCCACGUGCUAUGCAUGUUGGGAAAUUCCUGGGAGGGGCUGUUCCCCAAGGAGAACUUCAGUUUAUGCAUCUGAGUGCCUGAGCUGGAUUCCACAUUUGCAUCCUUCUAGAACCAAACUGACCAACAGAAAUGGUCCUUCACAAAGGGGAGAGAGGGCUGGCUCCCAACCCCUAGGUUUGCCAGCCCAGCUUCCUUCAUGGGCAACAUACUGACUUGCAUUUCAAGAGAUCAGACAAGUCACAAGUAUCAAACAUUCCAAAGAGAGAAUAGUGAAGGGGCUGGAGAAGGCACGUUUUACCUGGAAGAGUCUCAGGAGCCAGCCAGCCAAGUACAAUUCUCAGUUAUAUAGUAUUCCUGGAUGUAGUGGGGCAUGCUCAUGGUGUCAUAGUUUCCCCUUGACCUUCUAACUCCUUCUCCUUGACUGCCCUCCCCUGUGAACUUGCCAGCUAGUCGAUGACAAGUACAUGCUCCCAUAACGCCCUCUUGGCCCUACCCUGGGUUCUAGAACAGCAACAUGGAGAGCUGCAGAGGGUUCUAUAGGAUUGCUAUCUCCUCACCUGCACUGAGAAUCAAAACCAAGAAGGUGGCAUUCCACACUUGAAUGGUCUGUAGGUAUCCAGAGACAAAAUCCAGUUUCAAAUAUGUCUCUCUGCCUCCACCCACCAAACAAGCAAACAUAUCUCAAGUGCCCUUCUCUGGGCCAGGCCUUUGGUUGGAAGCAAGACAGGCAUGUUCUCUGCUCUAAUCUUCUUUCCCAAGUGGGAGAUACAGCCCAGCCAAUAGGCAUUGGAAUACCCUGUGCUGGCCCUGGAUGGAGAAAUGGGGUUGUGGGGUGCAUGUAGGGGGCAUUGAAGCCAGACCUGAGAGAGGACAGAGAGACUGCUGGGUUGUGUCAUUUCAACAGAGAACAACAGGAAAGAUGAGAGCUAACAAAGAGAAAGGAGAAGCAUUUGGAGUGGCAGGAACAGUCUGUGCAAAAGCUGGGGAUGAGGGGAGCAUGAUAAAAUUCAGGAAACUGCAUAGCAACUUUCCUAACCUCCCAAAUGUCAUGUUUACUCCUUUCUUGUGGGCUGUUCCUCACUGUGAUUCCCCAAGUGCCUCAGGGCAGCUUCUCCUGGGUGACACUGAGGGCCUCCUGUGUGUAUGGGAGAGUCUGGAAGGGGGUUUUCAGAGGGCCCCCCAACAGAGAGCACCCAUGUGGUAGGUGGUCCCAAAACCUGGGUUUUUCUGUAGUAGUCAGAGACCUUUAGGUGACAGACUAGGUGGGGUACCUGUGAGAGACCUUGCCUCCACAAUACCCCAGGCCAGGGCCAGGCCCAGAAGAGAGCAUUUGCUAAGGAACUGAGAGUGAAAGGUGUCCUGCAUUGCCAUCACCCUUGGCUUGAGCUGACUCCCUUCACUCCUUAGUCUUCUGGCCCCCCAGUCACUGUGGCAACCCCUCUCUCUAACAGGGCUCCAGGUUUCUCCAUCCUUCAUGGUGUUUCUAUAUGCAGAGUCAGAACCUUACCUUGUUCCCUCUGCAUCGUGGGAAAUUCCAUGAAGGCAGGUACCUGUGACAUGCGGACACCCCCUAACCCUCCUACCUAAGGAACCAGAGUUCUGGAAACAAGUGGCCUUUGAGCUUCAUCCAGAAUGACCAUGUUUCAUUCAUUCAGUGUGGCUGGGGCCUUU